Messenger RNA from Cladocopium goreaui, 2606 nucleotides. Lineage: Eukaryota; Dinophyceae; Suessiales; Symbiodiniaceae. The record is from the annotation of a GenBank genome assembly.
CCACUGCAGUUUUGACCCAAGCUGGCAUGGAAUAUCCUCCGGCUGCCGAACGUUGGGUUUGAUGUCGUUGCUGGAAGAAGUUUUGAAAGUUGAGUUGCCAGCUCCCACUCGAUAUGACUAUGGGAAAGCAAUGCAGCGAUGCAAGGUCAGGGGCAAUUGGGAGCUUGCUCUCUUACUCCUGCGGGAUGCUCAGGCUUCCGUGGGGCUGGAUGUGGUGACGCUGGGCGCUGGGGUGAGUGCCAUGGGUGCACACUGGAAAGAGGCUCUUGACAUGCUUCAAUUUGCGCAGACAAAUCAGGUUGAAGCCAACAUCAUAUGCUACAAUGCAGCCCUUCGUACGUGUGAAAGGGCUAUGGAAUGGGCACGGGUGCUGUAUUUGGUGGAGCAGCUACAGGUAGAUGCUGUCCAACCCAGCAUCGUCACGUAUGGCACUGCAAUUUCUGCUUGCGGUGCGAAUGCGGCAUGGCCCCUGGCUGUAGCGCUAUUGGAUGAUUUGCGGGGGAAGCAGCUCCAGAGCAACGCAGUGGUGUACACAGCAGCAGCAUCUGCUUGUGACACUGGCGCAGUAUCUGGGCACUCGGCUGUGCCGUGGCAACAUGUCAUUAACCUUCUGAGCGACUUCAAGGACCAGGGCCUUGGCGCAGAUAAGAUUUUCUACAACGCAGUCGUCAGCUCCUGCGACAAAGCUUCAGCAUGGCCCCAGGUCUUGGUUCUGUUUUCUGAGCUUCAAGAACUGGGGUUUGCAGACAUUAUUCACUAUGAUGCAGCGAUUGGUGCAUGCGGCAAAGCUGGGGAUUGGCAGCAAGCACUGAAAUAUCUGCAAGAGGCACAGGUCAACCGGCUACAGCCAGAUAAUAUUGCAUAUUUCACUACACUCCGUGCCUGUGGGAACUCUGAGAAAUGGCAGGAGGCCUUGCAGUUGCUAAGUGGAACCAAAGGCCUCGACGUGGCCAGCUAUAACGCAGUGAUCAUUGCUCUGGAGAAAGUGGCAUGGGAGCGGUCCCUGGAUCUCCUGAAAGCCAUGGACAGGGUUCAGGUGGCGAUAGAUGCCAACAGUCUGGCAGGUGUCAUUCGCGCGUGCAAGAAUGCAGGGGAGUGGCAGCAAGCCGUGGCUUUGCAACUGCAGGUAGAACUUCGGAGGCUGCAUGACACACUGACGCACAGUGCAUUAAUGGGGGCCUAUGCGCUGAAUGCCAUGUGGGAGGAGGCUGUAUUCCUACUGGAAGACUUAAGCAUGAAGAAGGUGAGACCAAACACACUCGCCUACAAUGCCGCGAUGAAUGCCUGUAGCAAUGCAGCUGAAUGGCAGCAGUGCAUUGGCCUACUGGAAGACCCAGAGGUUAAAGCAGACAUCAGCAGUUUCAACAUUGCAGUGAGCGCCUGUGGCAAUGCAGCCAUGGGUCUGGAAGCCAUCCAACUGCUUUGUGAGUUGGAACGCCAGAAGCUGGAAGCGACCACCAUCACCUAUAACACGGCCAUCCAAGCUUGUGGAAACGCAGCUUUGUUGUCAGAGGCACUGGAUCUUCUCAAGGAGUUUCAACUACAACAUAUUCAAAAAGACGUUAUCAGCUACAACGCAGCUAUCAGCGCCUGUGAAAAGACUUCUGCGUGGUGGCAGGCCUUUAUACUCUUGAAUAGUUUGGAGGAGGAGGAGGAACUGCAGGCAGAUGCCAUCAGCUACAAUACUGCCAUUAGCAGCUGUGAGAGCGCGUUGGAGUGGGAACAGGCAUUGGAGCUAUUGGUCCAGAUGGAGAGGAAGGAAGUUCAACUUGACAUCAUUUCCUUUGAUGCCGCGAUCAGCGCGUGCGGGAAAGCUGGUGAGUGGGAACAGGCCUUGGUUUUGUUCGACUUGAGUGCCCAGAAGGCGCAACCAAACAUCAUUACCUGUUCGACUAUGAUCAGUGCAUGUGGCAAUGCUGGGGAAUGGCCAAGGGCUUUGCAUUUCUUUGAUGAGGUUGACAGGUUGCGAUUGGAAGCCAACCUCAUUACGUACAACGCGGCCAUCAGCGCCUGCGUAGGUGAUAGCUACUGGGAGGGUAGCUUGCAACUCUUCAGUGAAAUGUCUCGUGGAGGUUUGACUCCCAGCAUCGUGAGCUACGGUGCAGUGAUGGCCGCCGUGGACUGGGAGCGGGCUGUGCAUCUUUUUGAGCAGCUCCAGGUUGAAGAAUUGCAGCCCAACGGCAUGAUCUUUGUGGCGCUAGUUGAUGCGAUGGCCCUCGACUCCCAGUGGAAUCAGGCCUUGGCCUUCUUGGAGCUUGAGCAGUCCCAGAACAAGAGGCCGAACUUGACCGUCUACAAUACUGUACUCAAAGCAUUUGCAGAAGCUCAAGAAUGGGAGAAAGCUUUGACCAUGAUGGCCGAGAUGAGAGAGAAAGAAUUGCAGCCCGAUUGUGCUUCUUAUCUGACGGCCAUUAGGUCAUUCUUUUGACAAAGAAUUCAGCAGCUUGGGAAAAAAGCUAAAUGAUGCUAAUUGCAAAUUUUGAAUCAAAGGUAGAUCCAAAGUGAAGAUCAGCCGUGAUACAUCUCCAUGGAGAUUUGACAAAAAGGCUGCCAGUCGGCUUAAGACAUUCCGCUUUUGACAGCUUCUUCAAAAGGGUAUAUAUUGA